This is a messenger RNA of Suhomyces tanzawaensis NRRL Y-17324, 648 nucleotides long. RefSeq lists its product as uncharacterized. The record is from RefSeq and is a predicted model, not a curated record. Bases 66 to 419 code for a protein of 117 amino acids. Lineage: Eukaryota; Fungi; Ascomycota; Pichiomycetes; Serinales; Debaryomycetaceae. The transcript has a single exon.
GCAGGGGUGAAUGGGGUAUUCACAUAACCCCGGAGUGCAGGCUUCCAUCCCACCCCCACGGUAAAAUGUGGCAGGGCUCUCGAUUUCUGUCAGAUAAUCUCGUAAAUGGUUUGUAUCUGGAGACAAGCCUAAUUAGGAAACGGACCCGCGGAGCAGAGCCCGCUCUGGAACAACUAAUUUCUCCAGCGGUGCAUGGAGGAGAAAGAGCGGGGUUGGUGCUGGCAGACAAGGCCUGUGGCUACAUACACGAUGAUCCGCGUAUACUACUGAAUCCGGCACUAGUGCCGCCCCAGCCCAUCCUCCACAUUAUAGUUAUGCGCCCCUCGGUGCUAACCUUCCACUGUGACCCCUCCUGGCCGGACUGCAAACACUCCAAUCCACGGCACUCGUCAGGCACCACCUGUCCACCUCUUCCAUGACUCACACCCGUUGCAAUCACCCCACGAGCUGACCAAGACGGCGAUCACCGCCCCCUCCCUUGCAGUAAUGCAUACCCCAGGAAGAUCGCCCUGUUGCCUUCCGUGGGCAAGCCACGGGUCCGAUCGACGGGCUCGGUAUCCUAUUCGAGCCCCUCCCCAACUUCUCGCUUCAGGAACGGCUUUGUCUCCCCUCAAAGGAAAUAUCUACCUUUUAGGAAACUAGCCCUGA